Messenger RNA from Paramuricea clavata, 615 nucleotides. Lineage: Eukaryota; Metazoa; Cnidaria; Anthozoa; Malacalcyonacea; Plexauridae. The record is from the annotation of a GenBank genome assembly.
AUGGAAGUAUGUGUGAAUACAUGUUGCAAUCAAAUGAAGCUUAUUGUAUGUAUUGAAGAACGGCUCAGAAAACUGUGUUCAAAAGUUAAAAGCGGUUUCAAGGGGAAAUCUGGUUUACAUCAUGUCAACUUUGCAAGCCAAAGUAGAAGUCUUGAAAUUCGAGGCGGGGAAAUUUCGAGAGCAUCUGAUUUGGAAAUCGAGUUGUGCAAGCUUAAUACUGCAAAAGUUGCUCUAGAGAAAGAAAAUGCAGCACUUCAGCAAUGCUGUGAUGACUUGUACAAAAGUUUGGUUCAAGCAGAAGAGCUCAGAAGGAAAACCAAUGAUAGCUUAGAAGGUGCAAAGGUUGACCUAGAAAAGCUUGAAAAGGAGAAUGCCAGCUUGUGGAAGUAUUUUGACAAAAUUUCAGAACUGGAGAGAUUGAAGAACUGCAGCAAAUCGUUUUCUCAAGUUAAAGGAAGACAACAAAGAUGCAAGAUUAGGGAGCUAAAGACAUAUGUAGAACAAGCACUUUGGUUUGCCGAGACGUUUGGCCAUAAACUUAGCUCGGUCAAAUUCAAUGAUGACGAGGGGGUAUCUCAUACCAUUGAUCACACAAAAGAAGAUGGAAAGAAAUGA